AUGUUUCCCCUCCCCCACUGCCUCGCCUCUCUCAUUUUAGUUUCACUUUGGAUAGAGAAGAAGUCAACUCGAACCAUGUCUCAUCCUGAAGAAGAGGAGGCUCCUUUCAUGGACCGGUCCAGAUCCUGCUCCCAGUGCUCAGACAGCUCAAGAAAUAAUCCAGAGAAAACCGAUUCUUCCACCCAAACCCCUGCCCCUCAGAAAAAAAGAAGAAGGAGAUCUGUUACGAGCGCUGAUCCAGAGAAGUCCUAUGAUCUGCAAAGUGUUUUCUCCAGCAAGUCCAAAGAUUCUCUGGCAUUUAAAACCACCACAGCUUCACCGGUCAAUGCAGAGAGCUGUGUUUCAGUGAGUGACAGCAUCGACUCAAAGGAGAUAGUCUUGGAUUUAAAAAAAGACAUUUCACAAGCCAUCUCUGUGAGCGGUGUUUCAGUGAGUGACAGCAUCGACUCUAAGGACAUUUUUGUGAAUUUUAAGAAGAACUCUGCACAAGCCAGCGCUGAGAGCGCUGUUUCAGUGAGUGACAGCAUCGACUCUAAGGACCUUGAUGUGAAUUUUAAGAAGGACUCAAAAAAUGAACCCCAUGAUCAUCUGAAAGAAUCCUGUUUGGGUGAAGUGGACGUUCCAUCUGCGUUUCAGGAGAUUCAUGAUUAUGUGAACAGUGAGCUGAAAACCUUUGAGAGGUUGGUGAGCGAAGAUUGCUUUUACGACAACAACUUGAAUGAAUUGCAUUUUGAAGAGGAGAAUAAGCCCAGAAGAUUUGUUCUGGACCUGGCUUUACACAUGCUGAAGAAAAUGAACCUGGAGCCACUGGCAGAAACUCUCGAGAACAGACUUCUUGCUCCUGUCUGCCGGUGCCAGAUAAAGUCUCAACUCAAGAGCAACUGGAUUACUGCUAAAGUCAUGAAUUAUAUCCUUCGAACUGGAGAGGGCCAGCUGCCCCAGACGCUGACAGAGCUGUACAUCCACUUCUUGGUCGUCCAGGCCAAAUCGACCAAAGUUCUGCUGAGUGGCUAUCGUCUCGACUCCAGCGGAUGUGAGGCCUUGGCUUCGGUGCUUGGUUCUCAGUGCAGGCUCAGGGAGCUGGAUCUCAGUCAUAACCUGCUGCAGGACUCUGGGACCCUCAAACUGUGUGAGGGGCUAAAGAGUCCAGCCUGUGCUCUGCAAACACUCAGGCUGAACUUCUGCCGUCUGUCUGCCAGCUCCUGUGAGGCUCUGGCCUCAGUCCUGGUCUCAGAAACCAACAGACUUAAAGAGCUGGACCUCAGUAACAACGACGUCCUGGACUCAGGGGUCGAGACUCUGAGCAGUGCCUUGAUGAGCCCCCACUGUAAACUGGAGACCCUCAGGUUGUCUGGUUGUCAGGUCUCAAAAAGUGGCUGUGCAUCUCUGAUCUCAGCCCUGAAAUCUGAAGGUCGACGUUUAAAAGAACUGGACUUGAGCUACAACCAUCCUGGAGAAGCUGAAGCAAAGAAACUUAAUGAUUUGUUCAAUGAUCCACAGAUGAAACUCAGCUUACAGCACGGAGGAGAGGAAAGAUUGCAAGGAGGGUUCAAGAAAUAUGCACAUCCCAUCGUAUUUGACAUAAACACUGCUCACAAACAGAUACAAUUCUCCGAUGAUAAUAGAACGAUUUCUUUGGCGGUAAAGCAGUUGUACCUUGAUCACUCUGAGAGGUUUGAUAACUGGAAGCAGGUGAUGUGUACAGAGGGGCUGCGAGGCCGGAGGUACUGGGAGGUGGAGUUCACUGGAGACGUCUACAUCGCUGCCACCUACAAAAGCCUCAAACGCAAAGGCAGAGGAGACGAGAGCUGCUUUGGGAAGAACUCCCAGUCCUGGAGUCUAGGCUGUACAGAGACAGAGACGUUUUCUGUCCUCCAUAAAAACAGGAGAUUGUCUUUCAAACAGAAGCCUUCAACUCGAGUGGGGGUGUACCUGGACUGGGAGGGAGGGGCCCUAUGCUUCUAUGACACCUCCUCAGACCAGAAGACCCACCUUCACACUUACAGAGAAACGUUCACAGAGGAGGUCUACCCUGCUUUCAGAAUCAAGACCCAACCAACAAAUUCCUCUGUCACUCUGUGUACAAUAUGA
This is a messenger RNA of Knipowitschia caucasica, 2091 nucleotides long. NCBI's taxonomy places the organism in Eukaryota, Metazoa, Chordata, Actinopteri, Gobiiformes, Gobiidae. The record is from the annotation of a GenBank genome assembly.